AUGAACUGGGGAAUCAUUCUGACUGUGUUUGUGCUACUGGACUUUCUUCAAAUGGCAGUUCCCCACUGCAUGGUCCAUCAGAUUCCUCCCAGGAACUUUACAUUACCCUGUAUGCUGCUGAAUGAGACUUUUUUGGGUCCUUUCUCUGCUGGAGUUGCAGAGAGCUGGUCUGGCUGGAGGAGAGCAUCUGAAAUGAAGCCUCCCUUGCUAAGGAAUGAAGAGAAUUUUCUGUGUUGCAUUUGGAGUGAUCACAACCUUGAUUGUUCUUUGUACAGAGCAAGCAUGCAAGCAAGGAAGUUUAUUCCUUCAGAAAUGAGUAUCAAUGCUUCUCAGGAAAUAGAUUCCAGUUGGAACAUUGAGUGUUGGAUAAAGGGCAGGCUGGACCUGUUGGUUUGUAGCCUGCAGGGUUUGAAGUUGCACUUGAGAAACAACUUGAAGGUUGAUCUUUAUUAUGCUGUAUCAGAGCUGCCUCUGGGAGAUGUAACUACAAGCUCCCUGGAGGGGACUGUCCUGGUUGCUCAGUGUGAGUGCAGGGAGGAUGAGGGAUGUGAGUGCUGGGUGCCUGCUCUGAGCCUCAACUGCACCUACAUCAUGUGGCUGAAGAGGACAAUUGGGGUGAUACCUCUGUGGUCACCUCUGAUGUCAGUCAAGCCCAUAGACAUAGUAAAGCCUGAACCUCCUUUGAACCUGCAUCUAGAAAUGACAGAGAGAGGUCAAGUGAAGGUCUGCUGGUCCAACCCUUUGCUGGUGCCAUAUCCCCUGCAGUAUGAAGUGAAGAUCUCUGCCAGUUCAGGUCCAAGUGGCUGGCAGAUGGUUCAGGUUGCUCUGGAGACCUCACUGGCCAUAGAGAAUCCCCUGCUUGGUUCCUCACGCUGGGUUCAAGUGCGGUGCAGGAGCCGUGAUGGUGCAGGGUUCUGGAGUGACUGGAGCACAGCAUAUGACCUCAGUGAGGCAGCUGGAGUCCUGUACUUCCCUCCUAAGAUACUGACCAGUGUUGGCUCCAAUGUUUCCUUUCAUUGUAUCUAUAAAAACAAAACCAAGCUCGUGGCAUCCCAGAAGAUUGUUUGGUGGCUGAAUUUAGCAGAAGAAAUCCCAGAAAGUCAGUAUACCCUUGUGAAUGACCGUGUAAGCAAAGUUACUCUUUCCAACCUGAAAGCAACAAAACCUAGAGGAAGUUUCUUCUAUCACGCCUUGUACUGUUGCCAUCAAAACAGAGAGUGUCACCAUAGAUAUGCUGAAUUAUAUGUAGUAGAUAUGGAUAUUAACAUCACGUGUGAAACAGAUGGGUACUUAACUAAGAUGACUUGCAGGUGGUCUGCAAACCCAACCACUGUGCUCCUGGGGACUUCCUUGCAGCUAAGAUACUACAGGAGCAGAAUUUAUUGUGCUGAUUUUCCGAGCACUUCUCCAAACUCAGAGGUGAAAGAAUGCCAUUUGCAGAAGAACCAUUCCUAUGAGUGCACGUUUCAGCCUUUUUUUCUCUUAUCUGGAUAUACCAUGUGGAUAGAGUUUAAGCACUUCCUAGGAACACUUGAGUCCUCACCAACUUGUGUGGUUCCAGCAGACGUGGUAAAGCCUCUUCCUCCCUCCGACGUCGAAGCCGAAAUCACCAGGAACGUUGGGCUGCUCAACGUGAGCUGGACAAACCCAGUAUUUACAAACAAUGAGCUUACAUUCCAGAUCCGGUAUGCUGUGAACAGGGGAGAAAUUGCAUGGGAGGUUUAUGAAGUUUCAAAUGCACCAAGAUCAGCCGUGAUAAAGGUUCAGAAGCUUUGCGUUCAGUACGUUGUUCAGGUGCGGUGCAGGGAGCUGGAUGGGUCGGGUUACUGGAGCAACUGGAGCAGAGCAGCCUACACCCUUGUAAGAGAUAUCAAAGCUCCCUUACGUGGUCCUGACUUCUGGAGAAUCAUCACUGAAGAUCCAGCAAGGGGGCAGAAGAACGUUACACUCCUGUGGAAGCCGCUGGUGGAGAAUCACUCGCUGUGCAGCGUGAGCCGAUACGUUGUCAGGCAUCAGACAGCAGCAAACACCUCCUGGUCAGAGGAUGUUGAGAAUGGCACGACCUGCUCCUUCCCAUGGACUGAACACACACACACCAUUACAGUUUUAGCCGUGAAUUCCAUUGGAGUUUCUUCCAUGAAUGAUAACUUAACUCUGUCACAGCAAAUGAGCACAGUGGAUGCUGUGCAGUCUCUUCAUGCCUACCCCGUGAACAGCACCUGUGUGGUUUUGAUGUGGGCACUUUCACCUCAGAUGUAUGUGAUAACAUCUUUUAUCAUUGAGUGGAAGAACCUUAACAAAGAAGAGGAGAUGAAAUGGGUGCGAGUUCCUCCGAAUAUUAGGAAAUAUUAUAUUUAUGAUCACUUUAUUCUGAUUGAGAAGUACCAGUUCAGCCUGUACCCUGUGUUUGCUGGGGGAGUUGGCAAGUCCAGAGCGACGGAUCAGUUUGCCAAAGGUGGAUAUGAAAGUGGGAAUAAUGCCAACAUCUAUAUGGUUCUGCCAAUAGUUAUUUCAACCUCAGUUUUGCUGCUGGGAGCAUUGCUGGUUUCACACCAAAGAAUGAAGAGGCUGGUGUGGGAAGAUGUUCCAAACCCAAAGAACUGCUCCUGGGCCCAAGGUGUUAAUUUCCAGAAGCCUGAAACUUUUGAGCAUCUCUUGAUCAAGCACCCUGAAGCCAUGUCGUUUGAGCCUCUCCUUCUGGAACCAGAAAUAGUGCUGGAAGACAUCAGUGUCACUGAAGUGUUGAGAAAAGAAGACACAGCAGACUUUUUGGCAGUGGAUUCCAUGUUUGCAAAACCCCAGGACUCGGAGCGUGACUCCGCUUGCUCCAGCAGCCAUUUCAACUGCAGCAGCUUCUCAGAGUUCUCCCAGGAUGAUGGAACCAGUGGAGACAUCUCCAGGCAGACAGAUAUUAAAUAUGCUGCUGUUAUCAGUCACUCUGGAUCCAGUGGGCUUUGUGAACAGCAGAUGAACCCAAGGAGUUGUUUUGAUAGAUGCCUCUUGGCUGAAGAUUCCUUGGGUCCAGGCACCUUCUCGAGUAGCUCCUGGGAGGUGGGAAAUGGGACAUUCCUGGUGCUGCCUGAUCCUCCUGGCAGGCAGCCCAGCAAGACUCCUUCCCUUGUUUCUUCAGAGGGAUUUUCAGAGCCUUCAGAUCAGGGUGACACUUUCCCAGGGGACAGUCCUGAGAGGAGCCUGUACUACCUCGGGAUAACAUCCCUGGCAAAAAGAGAGAGUGACAUUUUCUGGACAGACAGCUCCAGGGGGCUGUGUCAGCUCCACACAGCCCAUCUGCUGGCAGAGGGGGGUACUCUCCAGCACUCCCCACCUCAUUUAAACACCUUCCUCCAAAGGAGCCUGCAGUAUAAAGCUGUGGUGCCCUACGUGCCACAGUUUCAGAUGGCUGCUGCCAAGGGGCAGGAGACCACAGAGAAAGCCUCAGAAGUCAUGGCUCCAUAA
Molecule: messenger RNA, 3456 nt
Organism: Chaetura pelagica (chimney swift)
Lineage: Eukaryota; Metazoa; Chordata; Aves; Apodiformes; Apodidae
Gene: LEPR
Product: leptin receptor
Exons: 18
Coding region: 1-3456 (1151 amino acids)
Biological process (GO): cytokine-mediated signaling pathway
Cellular component (GO): membrane; external side of plasma membrane
Molecular function (GO): cytokine receptor activity; protein binding
Source: RefSeq, a predicted model, not a curated record